This is a messenger RNA of Eufriesea mexicana, 1506 nucleotides long. It is a transcript of the gene gb, whose product is annotated as solute carrier family 7 member genderblind. Bases 1 to 1506 code for a protein of 501 amino acids. The transcript has 10 exons. Gene Ontology annotation, cellular component: membrane. Gene Ontology annotation, molecular function: L-amino acid transmembrane transporter activity. Gene Ontology annotation, biological process: amino acid transmembrane transport. The record is from RefSeq and is a predicted model, not a curated record. NCBI's taxonomy places the organism in Eukaryota, Metazoa, Arthropoda, Insecta, Hymenoptera, Apidae.
AUGGUUUCGCAAAUAUUUGAUGAACUCCAAAAAGAAAUGUCCUUAAUUAAUACCGAUGAUGAAUCUCAAAAUUAUAAACAAACUAAUAAACAAGUUAGUGGUACUGAUAAAGUACAAAUGAAAAAACAACUUGGCCUAUUAGAAGGAGUUGCAAUUAUUUUAGGAAUUAUAUGUGGUUCAGGUAUUUUCAUUUCACCAAAGGGUGUAAUCACAGAGGUAGGGAGUGUCGGAGUAUCUUUAAUUGUUUGGAUUUUAUGUGGUUUACUUUCUAUGGUGGGAGCAUUAUGUUAUGCUGAAUUGGGUACUUGCAUACCUAGAAGUGGUGGAGAUUAUGCCUAUAUCUAUGAGGCUUUUGGUGAUUUACCUGCUUUCUUGUACUUAUGGGCUGCUAACUUAAUUUUUGUACCAACUACAAAUGCUAUUAUGGGAUUAACUUUUGCUCAGUAUGUUUUACAACCAUUUUUCCCUAAUUGCUCUAUUCCAGAUAAUGGUGUACGUCUCUUAGCAGCAGUUACUAUCUGUUUACUUACAUUUGCAAAUUGCUAUGAUGUCAAAGAAACAUCUAAAAUGCAAAAUAUAUUCAUGUUUGCAAAAAUUGGUGCAUUAGUAAUUAUAAUUAUUACUGGUUUGGUUUGGGUUAUGUUAGGUCAUACUGAAAAUUUUGAGAAUGUUUUUGAAAAUACAAUUUCGGACCCUGGAAAAAUUGCAGUGGCCUUUUAUUCUGGUAUAUUUUCAUAUUCUGGGUGGAAUUACUUAAAUUUUAUGACAGAGGAAUUAAAAGAUCCCUAUGUAAAUUUACCACGAGCUAUAUAUAUAUCGUUGCCAUUAGUUACUCUUAUCUAUGUAUUGGCAAAUGUUGCUUAUUUAUCAGUUUUAACGCCAACUGCGAUGAUUGCUUCUCAUGCAAUUGCUGUGACCUUUGGGGAUCAACUUCUUGGUGUCAUGGCAUGGACAAUACCUGUUAUGGUAGCUGUAUCUGCAUUUGGAGGAUUAAGUGUUCAUAUUAUGACAUCAUCUAGAAUGUGUUUUGUUGGUGCCAGAAAUGGACAUUUUCCUUCAAUAUUAAGUCACAUUAAUAUUUCAAGAUUUACACCCACACCUGCCUUAAUGUUUCUUUGUAUAUUAUCUUUAAUAAUGCUAUGUACAAGUGACAUUUUUGUACUAAUCACAUAUUGCAGUAUAGUCGAAUCAUUCUUUAUAAUGUUAUCAGUAGCUGGUGUUCUAUGGCUUCGUUAUAAACAACCCAAUAUGAAUAGACCAAUCAAAAUGCCUUUAUGGAUACCUAUUACAUUUGUGGCCAUAUGUGCAUUUUUAGUAUUUGUUCCAUGCUACGAAAGACCAUAUGAAGUUGGAAUAGGCGCCUUAAUAACUUUAUCUGGAAUUCCAGCUUAUUUUCUCGGUGUCAAAUGGAAAAAUAAGCCAUUGUGGUUUCAACAAUUUAAUCUUAAAAUUACUUAUGUCAUACAAAAAUUAUGCAUGUCUGCCACUGAAGAACGAGAUUAUUGA